ACUCUGGUGUACAUGUACGGGGACCUGCUGAGCAACGUGGGGGCGGCGGAGAAGGUGUUCGAGUACCUGGACCGGGAGCCGGCCGUGCGCACCGACGGGACGCGGGCGCCGGAGUCGCUGCAGGGACACGUCUCCUUCCACAACGUCUCCUUCUCCUACCCCUCCCGCCCGGACCGCCAGGUCCUAAAGGACGUGUCCUUCGAGCUGCGUCCCGGGGAGGUGACGGCGCUGGUGGGGCUGAACGGCAGUGGGAAGAGCACGUGUGUGGGGCUGCUGGAGCGGUUCUACGAGCCCCAGGCUGGGGAGAUCCUGCUGGACGGGGCGCCCCUCCGGGAGUACGAGCACCGGUACCUGCACCGCCAGGUGGCCCUGGUGGGGCAGGAGCCCGUCCUCUUCUCCGGCUCCAUCCGGGAGAACAUCGCCUAUGGGCUGGGGGGCUGCGGGGAGGAGCAGGUCACCAGGGCGGCCAGAGCGGCCCACGCCUCCGGGUUCAUCGCGGAGCUGGACAGCGGCUUUGAGACAGACGUGGGGGAGAAGGGCGGGCAGCUCUCGGCGGGGCAGAAGCAGCGGAUCGCCAUUGCCCGGGCACUGAUCCGCCAGCCGGCCGUGCUGAUCCUGGAUGAAGCCACCAGCGCGCUGGAUGUGGAGAGCGAAUGCGCGAUCCGCCAGUCGGUGUUGAGCCGGGGGCGCCGGACGGUGCUGGUGAUCGCCCACCGCAUGCAGACGGUGGAGAACGCCGACAGGAUCGUGGUGCUGGAGGGCGGGGCCGUGGCCGAGGAGGGGACGCACGCCAAGCUGAUGGGGCGCAAGGGGCCCUACUACAGACUGGUGCAGAGAGACCUGGCCGAGUAACCCCCCCGCCCCGGGGAAUAGCCCAACACCGGCCUUACGGCUCGUCCCCUCCUCCCCCCGGCACAGGGUGACAUGAAACAUACUGACAGCGGCUGAUUAGCGGCUGAUGUCGGGUCACUGGUUUAUCACCUGCGUUGGGUUUCGGUUCUGUGCGGGGAGUCCUGGGGGGGCAGGCGUGUUCGACUGGCUGAGCGCGAGACGAGUGUUUUGUAAAAUACAUUGACGAGGUGAAACAUC
Trachemys scripta elegans is the source of this 1089-nucleotide messenger RNA. RefSeq names its product antigen peptide transporter 2-like. The transcript is spliced from 5 exons. Gene Ontology annotation, molecular function: ATP hydrolysis activity; ATP binding; ATPase-coupled transmembrane transporter activity. Gene Ontology annotation, biological process: transmembrane transport. The record is from RefSeq and is a predicted model, not a curated record. Lineage: Eukaryota; Metazoa; Chordata; Testudines; Emydidae. The annotation marks the transcript as partial.